GUUUUGUUGUGAAUUGAUUUCGGAUUGGCGCGGCGUGUAAAAUGAGUUUGAACGAACCGUUGAUAGAUAGAAAAGAAGAUGCUUAUUCUAUUCUUCGAACUUAUUACGACCAGUUUUCUUCAGCUGGGGGAAAAUUAGAUCUUUUACGUCCUGCAGCUUGCUUCUCCCCUCACAUUUUUGGGGCGGGCAAAAGCUUUGUAGGUCAAAAAUUUUUAGAGUUUUUAAAAAAAUUCGCCGACGAAGAGGAAGAGCAGACGAAGACGGAGGUUUUCAACAAGAGCUCGUCGGGAAAAGUUGAUGCGAAGAUUUUUUCUUGGAAGCAAUUUGCGGAAAACACUUUGUCAGUUUGCUUUAAACUAGGAGAGAGCUUUUCUCGUGCUCCUUUUCCAAGGUUUCUAGAGGCUUUGAUGUAUAACAUAACUAUGGCUACAGCCGAGUGUAAUGGUAACACUGACCGAGAAAAUGGAAAAGACACGGACGCAGCGAUGAAGAAACCUAAUAUCGCAGGAGCUAUCCAGUAUCUUCUCGAACAAUUUCAGAAACAAUAUUUAUUUUUGAUGAUAGACGAACUUAGCCACCUGAGUGACCUCACCAAAUACUAUAGUGAACUUACCAUGAAACAGUUUGUCGAGUCCGAUCCUGGUUAUAUCCCGUAUCGCAAAUUUUUUCGAACUGUAUAUGAGUUGCUUGAUACAGGAAAAGUUAUCUUGUAUCUUGCUGGGCGAACUGCUGAAAUCUCAGCCCGCCUGUCUGAUGCUCGCUCCAGUAGAGUGAGUCUCCGUAUGUUGCGGUUGAAUCCCUUUAACCUCCAUGAUAUUAACGAAUAUAUUGAGCUGGCAACUUAUGAUGGAAAGUCCUUGAAGGACUGUUUAUUGCCCUCUGAUGAAUUACGAUAUCGAUUCGUAGAAUUGUUGAAGAAGAAGACAGGGGGUAUUCCGUUGAUUGUAAAGAAUACUUUACUAGCCCUAGUAGGGAAACUUGCAAACUUAUCUCAACCUGUUAUCAACAAUGACAAUAUGGAAUUUUUAUUAGAUAGUGUCUUUGCAGAUAUACUAAAUGAGUCGGGAACGUUUAUUAUUCCGGAGAUAUUAGAUUCCGCAACCCUUCUUCGAUAUGAAUUUGUCUUUUUGAAUUAUCAACUCGGAACAAUUUUCCCAAUCGGAUUUGCAACUACUCUAUGUGGAACAAAAACUUAUUUGAUGGACUUGGUUGCAACUUUUGGGUUUUAUUCUGAAAUUUGUGAAACUGACGGGAUUGAUUUGGGCACUAAGUUCAAGAUUGGUUGUUGUGAAUUUAUAUUGAGAGCUCAUAGCAACUAUAACUUUUUCCGUGAGGCUACUGAACUCUUUCCUUUAUCUCCGUUUAGUUAUAUUCCCGACACUUCAACAGCAAAAGGAGUCUUCUUUGAAUUUGUAUUUAUGAAGAUCUUUCGCUUUCGCUUAUUAACUUUUCUUCAUUCUAAUUCCUCGCCUAUUGUACAUUCUGCUAUUCCAGGAAUUUUCCAGGGUUCUUUUAUUGAACAGGACAACGCUUCGUAUUCUAUAGAAUCAACAAAAUCUAAUGAUAUACCCAUCUUGAGAAAUGUCUCUCAUUCAUUUUCUGAUCAUUAUAGAGAUUAUUUACAACAUUGUGGUAUUUUUGUUCCAAAAGAGGGCAAUUCGAGUGGCCCUGAUGCAUAUGUUGUAUUCCAUAAUGGACAAACACGUUAUGUUGUUGGAUUUUCAUUCAAAUUUUAUCACAAAACUAAAUUGUCGAAAAAAAAUAUUAACAAAGAAACAAAAAAAUUUUUUAAGGGAGUUGUUUCCGUUUUGAAUGACGAAUCUUUUUCAUCUGUUCAACUUCGUUUUCAGUUUGUGGUAGUAUGUACUAGAUAUGAUCAAUCUGUAGGUUUCUCUACCGAAGAACAGAACAUUGUUGAAGAUGCAAGUCGUUUGGUGACUCAACAUUCUUCGGGAUCAACUUUGAAUGAAAGUAGUCGAUCAUGUCUGCAAUUGGUAAUUGUUUCUCAAAGGAACCUUGAAGUAUAUUUGGGAAGAGAUAAUGUCGAAACGUUGAGGAAAAUUGGGGAAGCAAACCGAGGAGAGUUUUCUAAAGACUUUUCAGUAUGGUGUAAAACUCUCUUUGAGUCGAUGUCUAAUGAAUAUGUUUCGCCUUUGGAAGCUGAGCAAUCAACUGUUACUGUUAGAGUGGCUCGAAAUAUAAGACCGAGAACCAAUGAGGAGAAUAGGAUGCAAAUGGAAGGUUUUCAAAGUGCUAUGCAAGUGGCAGGUACUCGAGACGAAGCGACUACUUCUUCGGUUAGUUCGGUGCAACAAAAUCCUUUUGACUGGAUGAACUUUUUGAAAGCAUAUUGUCAUUUAAAUGAGGAAGAAGCGAGUAAAUGUUAUGAAUGCCUUUGGACUUUUUCAGAGCGAGACAUUGGAUUCAUAAGUUCGGAUAUAUUGCAACAAGUUGGUAUCGAUGAUACGUUGUUGCGAGUCAAGGUUGUUGCUGGUAUGAGAAAUUAUGUGAGAAACAAUCCUCGAACUUGAAAUGUUCUAUGUUCGUUUUUACAAAUAAAUAUUCAAGUCUUGUGUAUUCAUAGCUUUUCUAAUGCAAGUGUCCUUUCGUUGAAUACGAAAUAUUUCAACUGAAGAAACCGCCAUUCAUUAACUGUGAUAUAAGAGCAGUACUUAGCAUUGUUUUGAGCAUCUCUAAUCUAUGCAACAUGGACUCACAAUUCGGUACUGCAAAACAAUAUUGAAAUAUCCAUGUAUUUGCAGUAGAUAAGAUGAGGAUGAACUUUCAUCUUCUGAGCCAUUUAGAUAGAACCAAUGAUUUGACUUGGCUCAUAUUCUGGAAUAUAUUUGGGUGUUUCUACUUGUUGCAAAAGUGAAAAAUUUUUCUAAGAGCACUGUUUGAUCUCUUGAAAGAGGUUUGAAUGUCUAAAAGAGAAAACACUUGGAAAAUAUCUCCUUCAAGUUAUGCAUAUCUCAUAAAGGGAUGAGUCUCAAGUUUUCUUUUUUUGAAGAUAGGUGAAAUAUUUCAGGAUAAGAAAGAACUGUAAGCUGUCUCAAAAAUACUAUUUUUUGAGGUGGUCUACGAUGAGUAGGUUGACUAUAAGAAGCUGACCCAAGGAUAUAAAAUCUUGCGCUGAUAGAUGGAUACACAUUCUACUUACGAUAAGAAGGAUUGAAGGUCAAGAGUUACAAUUAUCUUGGUUCGAUCGCAACAUGAACAAUCAAUCAUAUG
Molecule: messenger RNA, 3231 nt
Organism: Galdieria sulphuraria
Lineage: Eukaryota; Rhodophyta; Bangiophyceae; Galdieriales; Galdieriaceae
Product: archaeal ATPase
Exons: 1
Coding region: 42-2531 (829 amino acids)
Source: RefSeq, a predicted model, not a curated record